AUGCCUCCUUCUCACCAAUACAGCCACAGCCACUCCCACCACAUGCCCCGCCAUUCCAUCCUCCCUUCCGCGGCGCCUUCCAUGGGCUACGGCGGCGGCGGUCUAAGUGGCACCGGCAGCAGCACCACCAGCAUGUCCAUGGCCAAAACCCGGCACUACGCCAACCUGCACGCGCAGCUGGCGCAGCUGAACAGCCACCUCCGCGACACGGAGAACCUGGUGCGCAUGACGGCCGUCCAGGCGGAGGAUAUGCGUUUUUUGGGGGGAUAUGUCGGGGCCCUGUUUAUGGGGUCGGCCAAGGUGUUGGGAGAGGAGGGCAUU
Molecule: messenger RNA, 321 nt
Organism: Aspergillus japonicus CBS 114.51
Lineage: Eukaryota; Fungi; Ascomycota; Eurotiomycetes; Eurotiales; Aspergillaceae
Product: DASH complex subunit HSK3 family protein
Exons: 1
Biological process (GO): attachment of spindle microtubules to kinetochore
Cellular component (GO): DASH complex
Source: RefSeq, a predicted model, not a curated record